Messenger RNA from Apodemus sylvaticus (European woodmouse), 2082 nucleotides. RefSeq names its product regulatory subunit of type II PKA R-subunit domain containing 1 (gene Riiad1). Bases 19 to 297 code for a protein of 92 amino acids. Lineage: Eukaryota; Metazoa; Chordata; Mammalia; Rodentia; Muridae. The transcript has 5 exons. The record is from RefSeq and is a predicted model, not a curated record.
ACAACCGAGUGCAGCUUGAUGGAGUCGGGACGCCCAGGGCUACUGGGGCCGGAUCCGGGAACGCUGAGCCCACAGCAACUGGAGCAGUUGCGAGAUUUCAAGAUCCAGACUCGGAUCGCAAAUGAGAAGUACUUGAGAACGCACAAAGAGGUGUCCCUGCUCAUCAGCGGCUUCUUCAGAGAAAUGUUUCUGAAGAGACCAGACAACAUUCUUGAAUUUGCUGCAUACUAUUUCACGGAUCCAAGACUUCCCAACAGAAUUCACAUGCAGCUAAUUAAAGAGAAGAAAAGAACCUAAUUAGCCACAAUGCUCAGCUGCUGGGAGAAGCCAGAAGGGAUCCAGCCUUGGGGUCGCUGGAGUCCUGAGAGCAGUGUCUGUCGCCAUCAGUGUGGGCUUCCAAGCUGUGUGGACCUUCUAUCACAGGGGCCUUUAAGAUCUCAUUAAAUCCAGACCUGCCUGCCUUCUCUCUUAUUUGCAUUUGAAGGGAGGAGAGCUGUGUGCAUGGAGGCCUGCUGUGCCUGACUGGACCCUUUUCUCCUUGAGGUGGUCAGGGGUAGGGCAGCUAGGGACCAUUCCCACUCCAGCCACUUCCCAAAGCACAGAGUUGGGGGAUACUGAGCGAGCCAUAGCUAGUUGUGGCGGGGUGACAGCAGGCAGGUGCUUUCUUCGGCACCCAGUCUCCCGUGACCUUCUCACAUGUAAGGUGGUGCUUUACUUUGCUUUCCAAAGAAGCAAUAGUGAGAAAAAUUGGGCUGGAAGGACAUCAGGGGAGAUGGACCCAAGAAGCCCAUGAGUGUUGUGAAAUACACACCUGAAAGAUGGCCGGAAAGUAGAGGACUUUGUUCUUGGGGACUUUGGAAGCAAGCCGGUUUAGGAGCCGUGUGUGUGUGUGUGUGUGUGUGUGUGUGUGUGUGUGUGUGUUGUACGUCUUUUAGGUUUGUUGCUCAGUCCAGUCUUUGGCCUCUGCAGUCAGCUGACUCCACCGUAUAGAGGAACUCUCCUGUGUUUCACGUGUCCACAUCACCAUGGCAACAGAAGCAGGGCCGAGUGUUAGUUGUGCGCUCUUGCUCCUAGCUGCCCUCGAUUGCAGUGGUGAAGAGGGCAAGGGAAUAGGAAGGCUCAGAACCGUGUCAGUUGUGACCUGAAACCCUUGGAGGCUGGUUUGGUUUAGUUUUUAGAAAGGGUUUCACUCUGUAGCCCAGGCUGACCUCAAAGUUGCCAUGAUCCUCCUGCCUCAGUCAUGGCCUUUGAAGGUGCUGGGGAUUAUUUGCUGCUACACCUGGCUCUAGAGGAGUUAUCGCUGUGCUUUCAGAAUUAUACUGCGGCAUCUCUGGCGUGGACAGAGCUGUCCUUGCUUAGGAAAUACCCGAGCAGGAGGCUGGGGACGCCCGCUUUGCACACUGGAGGACCUGAGCUCAGAACUCACAUUAAAAAACCCCCAAGUGUGGUGUGCACUUGUAAUCCCAGAACUGGGGGAGCAGAGGAAGGUGGGUUCCUGGGGCUUCCCGGUAAGCCAGACUAACUUAGUGUGUGAGUUCCAGGCCAAUGAAAGACCCUGUCUCAAAAAUAUAAACAAAACGAAAUAAAUAAAUAAAAGUCGAUGGUGCCAGAAGAACCACCCUGGAGGCUGCCCUCUGGCCUGCACACCGUGUGUGUGUGUGUGUGUGUGUGUGUGUGUGUGUGUGUGCUAGAGAGCUGGCUCAGUGGCUAAGAGCACGGAUUGCCUUUCCUAAAGGUCUGAGUCUGAUUCCCAGUAGCCAUAUGAGGCAGCUUACAACUGCUUGUGACCCCAGCUCUGACCUCUCUGACCUCAGCAGGCACUUGCAUUCAUGUGCACAAUCUUUAAAAAAAAAAACAAAACAAAGAAAGCUUUGAUCAGAAAACGUACAUACAGUGAAGCCCUUUUACGUGAGGUGUUGUAUUAGACUCCUGGGCCCACCCCAGCGAGAAGAACCUGAGGAGAUGGGAUUAGGGAGCAGGGGAAUCGGAGGUGCUCGAAUGCCUGCUGUAAUGCUGGGGGAGUGCCCACAGCCUUAUCCUUGGGGCAGGGUCCCUGAUAACAACGAGGAAAUGUUUGUCCUC